Messenger RNA from Colletotrichum aenigma, 3507 nucleotides. RefSeq lists its product as uncharacterized. The transcript is spliced from 2 exons. NCBI's taxonomy places the organism in Eukaryota, Fungi, Ascomycota, Sordariomycetes, Glomerellales, Glomerellaceae. Bases 1 to 3507 code for a protein of 1168 amino acids. The record is from RefSeq and is a predicted model, not a curated record.
AUGGCUCAUCCGCCUUUCCACAGAAACGGUGGCCAUCACCCGAACCGACGACACCAGUCGGCGGGCGGUUACGAUCGCUAUGGGCGUGGUUCACUCAAUCGUCAACGCGACCUCCAAAACCCUGUCGGCGGAAGUCAGGUCCCUUUACCCUAUCACCCUGGUCCCCUGCCCCAGCCCCAGGGGCGACUCUUUUACCCGGUUGGCGACUUUUGGGGCUUCGAGUAUCCUUAUGGCAUCCGAUCCUCUUAUCCCAUGGUCACUAGCCACGAUGGCUCCCCUCCGAAGCUGUACACGGAGAAUCACCUUCCCGAGUCUUUCUACACUGCCAACAAGCCCGGCAGGGCGAUCUUCAGCACCAACGAUAGCAAUAUCCAACCUCGCUACAUAGCUCCUUUCGACUUCUACUCCGAUCGCAAGCUGCCACUGUGGAGCGCUGAGGAGAUUCAGAAGAAUGCCAAUUCAAUUCGCAAGAAGUUCUGGGAGCACAUGAAGGACAUGGCUCAGCCAAUAUACUGGGAAGACAUGUGCGACUACUUUGAUUGCUUCGACAUUUACCAUCAUGGCGCCCUCAACAUCUUCAAUCUCCUUUAUCAUCUGUGGCAUGAGAACCAAGACUUGAAGAAGGAGGCUUACCGCGUGAUCGCCCUGGAAAUCGGUAUUUGGUGCGAUCGCUGGCUCGACAGAGGUAACAACAAGCAGAGGCUCCUGGACUUCCAAAACUGGGGCAACAUCAACAGCCUCUUCAGUGCAGACGACCAAGUCGGAAAUCUUGACGCCUCGCAGAUCGAGAUCAUGAAGAACGCCUUGCACCAUCGACAUGAUCAGCUUCGCCACAACCUUGUACCUUCUCCCACAAGUUACCCUUGCAAUCAGUUGGGUGUCCAUGGAGCCAGGAUUCAAGACUGGUUAUACGACCAGCCCAUCGCCGACAGCCACAACGGCCUUCACACCCCUUUGACUAUGUCAAACCCUAGACCCGUCGGCCAGAACAGCCUCGACAGUAUCCCGGAGCACCCGCAACCUCCCCGAGGAUACCAAACGCCCGUGGUCGCCAUUGGAACAAGCUCGAACCAUGGGGUCUCUCAGCCCCCCUCUCAGCCCCAAUCUCGGCCUCAACCUACUCCGGCAUCUACGCAGGAGGAAGAGCCCAAGGGCUGGGAAAGAAUUCCAGGUAGGGAUGAGGAAAUUCAUGGCCCAGUCCACCGUCGAUCUCCCACCAAACGGGACUCUCGCAAGGACAGCACUAGGAUUGCGUCUCCUGACCAACUCUCCGAAAGCAAGUCGAUGGAGCCUUCACCGGAAGCAGAGACACAGUCCAAGCCGCCAUCUGAGGAAGUGCUCCCGGACGAAGCUUCAGGCGACGUUGAAACUACUCAGAGCACGAGGUCGCGUGGCAAAACUAUCACGGUCAACCUGCCGACCACGCCGAAGAAAAAGGACCCUCAGGGUUCUGAGCCAUCCACUCCCCAGGCAAAGGCUACGUCUUCCUCUGCGGUGCAGUCAGCGAAGAAAACUUCUUCUCCCGCAAGCAACUCUUCCGAAGCCAAGACAACACCGCCUUCAAGCACGCCGAAGCAACUUGAGAAAACUUCUUCUCCCGCAAGCAACUCUUCCGAAGCCAAGACAGCACCGCCUUCAAGCACGCCGAAGCAACUUGAGAAAACUUCUUCUCCCGCAAGCAACUCUUCCGAAGCCAAGACAGCACCGCCUUCAAGCACGCCGAAGCAACUUGAGAAAACUUCUUCUCCCGCAAGCAACUCUUCCGAAGCCAAGACAGCACCGCCUUCAAGCACGCCGAAGCAACUUGAGAAAACAUCUCCCUCCCCAACCACAACGAAGAGCUCGUCGAAAACUUCUACUCCGUAUAGCCAAGUUUACAACGACAACAACGCCAACAACGUCGAGUUAGUUGAGUACCCCGAGCGCUCUCACCCUACUGCGACGAAGACGCAGGAGGACAUGCAGAAGGAGAUCGCUGGUCGUAAGUUGGAUUCCAUCUUCGACACAAUGGCUUCAAGUAACCAGAAAGACUCCUCAACAGCUGAGCAGCCUCUGACUGCUGUCGAGGACACUGACCCAAAGCCCAAGCCUAAGAGCAAGAGCAAGAAGAAGAAGAACAAGAAGAAGAAAGCUGCUGUUGUGCCUACCACGCCGCCUCCCACCACCUUCACGAUCAAUGAGGAUGAGGAUGUCAUCACUCUUACGCAGAACUACAGAAAGGAGGACACACCUAGUACUCUAACAGAGUACCUUGCCCGGGGCCUGCGAUCUAUCGAAAACUACGAGCCUGCUGAGGUCACCCCCGUUCCCACUGUCGAAGAUCAUCGUCCGAAGCAAGAUGCUCCGCCUACUGACCCGCCUGCCACCACCUCGCCUCCCACCACCUUCACGAUCGAUGAAGAUGAGGAUGUCAUCACUCUCACGCAGAACUACAAAAAAGAGGACGCACCUAAGACUCUGACGGAGUACCUUGCCCGGGGCCUGCGAUCUAUCGAAAACUACGAGCCUGCUGAGGUCACCCCCGUUCCCACUGUCGAAGAUCAUCGUCCGAAGCAAGAUGCUCCGCCUACUGACCCGCCUGCCACCACCUCGCCUCCCACCACCUUCACGAUCGAUGAAGAUGAGGAUGUCAUCACUCUCACGCAGAACUACAAAAAAGAGGACGCACCUAAGACUCUGACGGAGUACCUUGGUCGGGGCCUGCGAUCUAUCGACGACUGCGAGCCUGCCGUGCAAGAUGGACACGUCCCCACUGUCGAAGAUCAUCAUCCAAAGCAAGAUACUCCGCCUACUGACCGGCUUGCUACCCCGCCUGCCACCACCCUCAUGAUUAAUGAAGACGAGGAUAUCAUCACGCUCACGCAGAACUACAAAAAGGAGGACGCACCUAAGACUCUGACGGAGUACCUUGCCCGGGGCCUGCGAUCCAUUGAAAACUAUGAGCCUGCUGAGGUCAAACGCGUUUCCACUAUCGACCAUCAUCCGAAGCAAGAUACAACCCAGACCUCGAUGGAACACCUUGCGGAGGAUUUGGCUUCGAUCAAAAUCACGCAGCCUGCUCAAAAUGACGAGCCAGAUGCUUCAGACACACAGACAGAGCCAACCGGGGACUCUGCCAAGCCCGUCCGCAAAGGCUUCCGCGCUGGCGCUGGCGGCUCCCUUCGCUUGUCGAAGACUCGGAGCAAAAACGUCAAGAACUUGAGCUUUGUUGGCCAGAUGGGAGCCGCCCAUGGCUCGAACCAGCCUCUCGACCCGGCGCCACUGACUAACGCAAGCUGUAGCACCGCCAAUGAUGGCAACUCAAGCAAUGCGUCUCAAGGCAAUGUCUUGACACCUGCGACGCCUCUAUCCGCAAGGGAGACCAUGCUCAAAGAAAAGACUGCCAUGGGGACAUCGCUCAAGGAAUCCCCAUUCAAGGAGACUCUGUCCAAGGAGACCUCUCCCAAGGAGACCUCUCCCAAGGAGAACUCGUCCAAGGGGACUUCGCCCAAGGAGACUUCGGCUUAG